Messenger RNA from Drosophila simulans, 291 nucleotides. Its product is annotated as UDP-glucosyltransferase 2. The record is from RefSeq and is a predicted model, not a curated record. The transcript has a single exon. Bases 1 to 291 code for a protein of 96 amino acids. Lineage: Eukaryota; Metazoa; Arthropoda; Insecta; Diptera; Drosophilidae.
AUGUUGAGCACAGUAAGCAUUAUCAGUGUGUGGCAGAGACGCGCUCAGUUCGGUUCGGUUUGGUUAUUGGUUGCUCGGUUGAUUUUCAUCACCAUGCGUAUAUUCACCUUGAUCUUGGGGCUAUUGUGUACCUUGGGUUACUCAAGUGGAUACAAUUACCUGAUGGUUCUCAAUUCCGCCGGUAGUUCUCACUUCAAUGUGGGACAUGCUUUGGCCAAGGGAUUGGUCAAGGCUGGACAUACAAUCACCGUGGUCUCCGUCUUUCCUCAGAAGAAACCCAUUCCUGGUUAA